AUGGAGAAAAACUUAAAAGAAGCUAUAACCUAUAACAAGACUGAAAGGAUAAAAACCUCUGGGGUUCAACGAGAUUCAAUAGGCUUUUUUCUUGGGGAUUAUAUGAAAUAUGUUGGCAAGGAUGCAAAUCCUGAUAGCCUUGGUGUAGAACUGGAAAGGUUGCCAAAGUCCCUUUCUGAAUCUGUGGAAGCUCUUGAGAAAGACACUAUACUGAAGGAUUUGAUUGGCGAAAAGCUUUUGAUUGCUAUAAAAGGGGUUCGUAAGGCAGAGAUCAAAUACUACUCAGAAAAUGAGAAUGCAUACAAGAAACUUAUACACCAGUAUUAG
Molecule: messenger RNA, 327 nt
Organism: Ilex paraguariensis (yerba mate)
Lineage: Eukaryota; Viridiplantae; Streptophyta; Magnoliopsida; Aquifoliales; Aquifoliaceae
Source: the annotation of a GenBank genome assembly